ACGCUCUAGUCCGCGUCCGUUACUCGCUGCUCCCGGCGUCCCCAACCCAAGCUGGACUUGGGGAGAAGGACGGAGGCGGCGGCGAGGCGGCUUCUACCGUUCCGUUCGGCUCGGGCAGCGCCUGGAAAGCGCCGCAGAAUGUUUGGCACUUCAGGCCUGCGCAAAGGAAGUGUAAUUUACAGCCAAGCUGCGAGCAGCAGGAAAAACAGCCAACAAAAACAUGGAAGACAGGUGAAAGAUGGCACAAUUUCUAUGCAACUGUAGGUGUGACAUCCUGCUUACCAUGACACCCAGCAGAGGGCUGUUGGGAAUUCCUCCCCUCCUGUUAAAAAACUACUAAUGGCUAUAUCUAGGACUUGCCCAAUGUGUUGACAUCAUGGGGAGUUGCUGUAGCUGUCCAUGCAGAGACAGGGUUCCAGACAACCACCCCACCAAGUUUAAGGUGACAAAUGUUGAUGAUGAGGGCAACGAGCUAGGCUCUGGAAUUAUGGAGCUGACACAGAGGGAACUUGUUUUGCACACACACAAACGUGAUGCUGUUCGGUGGCCGUAUCUUUGUUUGCGUCGCUAUGGCUAUGACUCCAACCUCUUUUCCUUUGAAAGUGGGCGUCGCUGCCUGACUGGACAGGGAAUUUUUGCAUUCAAGUGCUCAAGAGCAGAGGAGAUUUUUAACUUGCUGCAGGACCUGAUGCAGUGUAACAGUAUCAAUGUGGUAGAGGAGCCUGUUGUCAUCACAAGGAACAGUCAUGCUUCUGAACUGGAACUGCCUCGGACACCUCAGACACCCAAUGCUCUAGGAUAUACAGUUCCAGGGUUUCCCAAUGGGUUCCACGCCUUCCCUGCAGAGGCUUCAUCUUGCUCUGCAGCUCGACAUGCCUCCAUUAGCAGCCUAAGGCAUUCUUCAGUUGGUGAGGACUCUACACAUGCCCUCAUUAUCCCUGAUGAACAAUCUCACACCUAUGUGAACACAGGCAGCGGUGAAGAGGACAUGAGGGGCCACCACUGUUUGCAUGCCUUGCCUGAGGUUCAUCCUCCUGUUUCCCAUCCUAAGCAUAGCUGCUCCCUGGAGGACCGUAAUCCUCAGGUUUACCUACAGCCAGGAGAGGUAAAGUUUGUCUUGGGCCCUGUCCCUGGUUGCAGGCAUCGGAUGAAAUGUGAUGGCUUCUGCCGGCCCCACUGGGAAUGUGCAGGCCAUAUCUGUACCCCCAACAACAACAACAAUGAAUGUAAAGAUGAGUGCCUCACCCCUAAGUGUGUCUGCGAGAACAUCAAUGGCCUGCUGCCACCACGAGCUACCUUGCUUCGUCGGAGUGGUGGGCGCUUUAGAAUCGCCCGUGAGGAUCUGAAUCCUCCCAGCUGCUCUCAUCGCCGGACCACCCUCCUGCACUAUGAGAAUCUGCCCUCGUUGCCACCUGUAUGGGAGUGCCAGCCACCGAGACGAGACCAGGAUGAGGAGGACUCUGGUGAUGCAAUGACACCUUCCCCCAAUGAUUAUCCUGCACUUGAGGAAGAUGAUCCCUUGCAAAACUACGUGAAUUCAGAAAGCGCUGCACUGCAUGGGGGCCUGCGCAGGGGAGGUUGCUCACAACAACGCCACAACUGUACACCCAGCAUCUUCAAUUUCGACUUCCACCGGCCUUGUUUAGAGCAGCCAAGGCAGCUCAACUAUAUCCAGGUGGAACUGGAGGAUGAUCCUCACAAAGGGUGCCAAAGCACACCAGUCCCCCGUGCCCCACGUUCUUCUGCACACCCAGCCCGUAGGACGGAUUCCUAUGCGGUCAUUGACCUUAACAAGACAGUAGCAAUGUCCAACUUGCAGAGGGCACUGCCUAGGGAUGAUGGGACUUCCAGGAAAACACGGCAUAACAGCACUGACCUGCCUCUCUAAGAGGAAUGGCCAAUCUAAGCACCGCAUUGUGGCUUUUGUUCCUGCUCUUCAACUAAACAUGUUGCUUAUUUAUCAUCAUCCCAUUGCUCCCCAUGUUUCCCAGUGUGACUCGCUGGGAGAGCUCCAUCAAGCUAACUUGAAAAAUGUAGCCUAUCUGUGCCUCUUCCCAGCUCUCAUCUCUCUUGCCGUGUGGAUUUGAAGCCUUGCCAAGUGGUUGAAAACUUGACUUGCUUGAUAUGAGGGGGGUAACAUUACUGAGGCUACUUGUUCUUCUCUCCCUUGCCUGUUUAUAUAGGAAUCAUGUUUGAAAUCCUUCCUUCCCAUUUUCAUGGGAUCGUCUUGAAGGCUCACCUAGUAGGCUGCAUAACGGAGGGAACAAAAAUGACCCCAAAAAGUUGAUGGUACAGUUACAGCUUGAGGACCAGGGAGCACACUAUUUAACCCUUUUAAUUUUGUGAAGGAAUGCAGAAAAUAUUUUUAAAUGUGUUUAUUUAUUUUAUCUGUUUUUCAGGGUUUUAUUUAUUUAUUUAUAUGUCAGAGUUAAGUGCCAAGCAAAUUUAGAGUAUAACUGCUUUGCAAAUGUAAAUUAUAAUUGUUCAUUUUUUCUGUGAAAGUGCUGGGGCGAGAGGGAGAGUGACAGCGCUGAAUCAUAUCCACUUGAUUUGACAGUGGCUUUUGAAGGCAAAACAGAGGCAGAAGGACAGAAGGAGAUGCAAUCUGGCAGGGUAGCAUGAAUCUUUUGGAGUAGUCUGGAGAUAAACAUCAGGACAUGGUCCUAGGCCCAUAUACCCACAGAGAUGGCAACACAUUCAGGCAGACUGAACCAUUUAGCUCAAGCUCCUGCCUGAUUGUGUGCAUGUCUCAUUAUACACCUGCUCCAUUUUCACAACAAGAACAUCAUGAAACUAUAUAUUGCCAGUCCCUAUCAAAGCCCCUGAUGGACCUUCUAACAGCUAUUUACCUAAUAGUUUAGUUGAGCUUUUCUGAGAAGCUAACCCUUUUAUAGACUGAGCAUGAAAAGGAUGUUGUUGCAGGUACGGCUCCUGUCACGUGGAGCCCCCUCCCCUCCGCUCCUUUGAAUAUGUUGCUGGAUUCCAACUCAUCAAGUGAAUAAUCAGCUUGAUGACUAAAUAGAGCAUUUUACAUAAACUUACUGACAAGCAUGACUUCGUUCAGCUGAGGCUGCCAGAGCUGCUUUAGAUUAAAACAGUCCUACAGUAGGGAAUGUGUACAUGGCAUCUUUUCUCCCAUUGCUUCUCUUUUGCCCCAAGAGGCAGCCCUUCCAAGAAUAAUUGUAACUACCUUGCAGAUAAAUAUUAAGGCUGUCCUAAGAGGUUGUUUGGCUUUAUGGACUUUUUCUUAAGCCACUAGAAAAACUCACCAUCUAUUCCUGAUCCCCAAGUCUUUACUUGAUUGGGAAUUGGGAAUUUUCUUGGUUGCAAGCUGUGAUUUCCACUUCCCCAAACCAUGCCUUGCUGACUGUGCAGAAUUUGUAAAUGCAAAGGGGGGGGGGGAUUGUCACCCCUGAGUUAUACUUCCAGUUUUUCUUACCAUCUCAUUGUUGUUGCUUCCUGAUUCCUAACACAUUUAAUGAAUUUCUUUAUGACAUUACUUGUGUUUGAAGACCACAGUAUUAGAUGUUGAUUUAUUUUAGAUUUCUACCUCAGCCCAUCCUGAGGAGUUUGAUGGGUAGUAGUACUUGACAUAACAAGUUCAAAGAAACCAACAAUAUAAAAUGCCUGUGAUGGUCUCCUACUUAGUAUACUCCAUUCCUGCCUAAUCUGCAUUGAAAGUCCACUUAACAAGAAGAUAUUACAGAAUUUCUGGGAAGUGGUCAAACCUGGGGUGGUAUGCAUCUAGGGGUAGUUUUUUUUAAUGUUGUAUUGCAGGACUCUGUCCUCCUUUGUUCUUGGUGAAUCAUACUUCUAUGCUUAAUCAGGGCGAAGGGCCAUAGUUCAGUGGUAGCAUACAUGUUCGACAAGCAAAAGGUCUCAUGUUUAAUCCUCAGCAUCUUCAGGUAGGGUGGUGAAAGAUUCCUGUCCGAAAUCCCAGAAGCCACUGCCAGUCAGUGUAAAUGAUAAUGAAUCGAAUGGACCAAAGAUCUGGCUCAAUAUAAGGCAGCUAUAUGUAUAGCCUAACUGUGUAAGACUGUGUGAUAGGCUGCUAAACUGAAGCUCUGCUCUUGCCUUCCACAGCAGCUUUCCAACGCAGAGAGGUUAAAGGAAAGAGGAAGAAUAAGGUCAUAAGUUAAUAUUGCUAGGGCUUCUUCUAUUGCAAUGUGGACUGCAGUUAAGGAUCACAGCUGUAGGUGGAAGUGAGCACCACAGUUACAGUGUGGACACCAAGAAUGCCAUUCUGUGGGUCCUUGAACAGUAUAGUCAAGGUGUUUGGAUUCAUCUUAAAGAUCACAAUGAAAUAUAGAGAUAUAUGGUAAAUAUGUGUUUGGGCUCUGCUCCUGACUAUGGUAGAGCUAUGGUACAUUUAAGGGUCCAGAUAUUUCUUUCUGUUGAAGGAGUAUAUAAUGUGAAGAUUCAUUGCAAGCAAACUGGUGCAAAGUUUGUUGUUAAGGAAGGGCUAGUUUUCAGUAACCUUUCCCUUGUAUCUUAUUGGAUGCUAUCACAUCAGUGACUGUGGCAGGAGGAAAUGGGCAAACCACCAAAGUGAAGUGAGUGAUUGCUAAUGCUUACUGUUCAAGCACAGGGUACUGUUAAGCUUUGAGCCUAAAUAGUAUAUUUUAAUUUCAGUGAGCCGCUUUGGGCUGUGAAUGUAUUUUAAUUCUUCUAAUUGCUGUGCCACAAAUAUGGUAGAAGUUGAUCAGCAGAUUUUAUAGAAGGGUGGCCUCCCAUGCACAUUAGACCUUCCUUUUGAUGUCCUCUCUUGUCAUAGAGCAUCUAAUGAGAGUUUUUUGAAACCAAUGGAAGGAUCCUGCAUCUUCUGUUUACUUUGCAUUGAUUCAGCACAUAUACAUUAUUUGCCUGUAUCAAGCUACUGUGAGCUAUAUUCAAAACCUGUUAUUUUUAUAGUGUUUGAAGUGCCCUUAGCAGCAGGUUUGAGUUUAUGCAUUCACAUGUUGCUCAUUAUGGAGCAUGAAAUGUAGGUUUGCUUAUAAAUAGGUAGUGGGCAGGCCAACACAAAUCCAGAAUUGUGGAUCAAGCUAUUAGAUAGCAUUUAACCACUGUUCAGCUAGCCAAAUUUUCUGCAGCAAACCUGUAUAAUUUGUAAUGUAUGAUGUCUGAGUUACAGGUUAAUUUAAUGUGGAGAAUGAAUUGCUAUUACUUCUUUGGAUCUAAUGACAAAGUAGACAUUACCAAUUCCCUAGGUAAUGCUUGUUCAAAACUAAAAGGGAGACAAUGCCAACAGGAAAAAAGUUUUUCCUGGUUUUUGUCUUAAAUUAUGCUUGCUCUGAGUGAUUUGCUAAAAAAUAAUUGAUGGCAGAGAAGUUCUAAAAAGUUAGCCUUUCAUUUAUUUCUUACAGACAAUGGUCUGUGUUAUCCAGUUCUGUAGCACAAUCAGGACUUUUUCAAAAAUUUUACUCUAUGGAUAUAUUCUUGCACCUAGAUUUCUUGCUGCAUGGCAUAGUCAUGAUCCCUUAAAGUAUGCAUUGCUCAUUUUUUAAAGUACUAAGACACCUGGUACACUUAAAGCAGCUUCAAGGGUUGUAGAGAGUGAAUCUGACACAGUGGAAUAAUUGGAGUAUGCUGCCACCUAAUGUUUCCUUUCAUAAAUAUGUGCCCCUUGUUAAUUCUUCUCAGUAGGCCCCUCUCACUGCAAUUAUUUUUUGGUAGACCUAUAGGUGCAGUUUGCAAAGAAUGCGAACAAAGAAUGUGGUGCCUUUGACAAACCUCUUUGACUAGGUAAUGAAAGGUUGUCACUCGUUGCUUGCUCCCUGAUAGAGGCUUUGUUGAUUUGAUGUGACCAUCAAAUCCAACAGGUGCAGCUUCCUCCCAUUAUAGAGAUGUGCUUUUGGAGCAAGCUAUGCAUGUGGAUUAUCUCCCUCUCCUAGAACUACAAAGAUGCAGGAAACUUUCUCAGAAAUGCCAACACAAAGGAGCUAGUAGAACUUUUCUUUAGUCCAGCAGUAAUUCUCCCAGCUGCAGGGGGGAUCUUUCAGCACUUCCACCUCAGCCGGGAAGGAUUUAUGAAAACCUGUAGCAAUCUAUUUAAUAUAAAAUAGGGCAAAAUAAGUCAUACGAGUUGGUACUUCAGUUCAACCUGUGGCCAACAUCCACUAACUUCCAAGGUAUUAGAUUCAAGUAAUCUUCAUUGUUUCGAAUUUAUUUUAAAACAUGGUUUCCUUGUUUUCUCAUCUCUGUGUCAGCCUUCAGACAUUGGGUUGCCUUUUAUCUUUGAUUUGUGCAUUUUACCUUGCUUUUGAACAACCAUUUUCAGAGCAACCAUGUUCAUGGGUGUGAGUGGUAAGGAUAUUUCCCCUCAUUUGCUACUUUAUUUAUUAAAUUUCUAUCCCGCCAUAUAUGCCAUAUAAGCCUUAAUAGUAACAAAGCAAGCAAAACAGAAAGUACUGUGGCCUUUUAGGUAAACUCUACAAACCUCAUGGACUUAAAGGGUUCUGUUAAGCAUGAUACUGCCCCAUAUCUGGAUACAAGGUACUUAGCCUAAAGGGAUAACCUGCUUUUAAAGCCCCAUCUGGUGCUAUCAGAGGGACAGUUUAAUGAAAUAAGAUGAUUCUGCUGUGUAUGAAGGCAGUGUCAUUUUUAGACAACUUAGAUUGCCAUGUUUUUCCCCUGACAGAAACCCAAUGCCCUUAACAGCAUUGUAGCAGGCAAAAAUUAACUCAGUACAAUUUUGUCUAUCCAGUAACAUAGAAAGUGGUACCUGUGUAUUACCUGUCACCUGCCAAAUACAUUGAGCUUUAUGGGGGAGUGAAGGAAGUAAAAUGGCAACCUUAGACUAAGCCUAGUGGUUUAUUGCUUCUGUGCUGUCAUUCCCAUGUUAGUCUGCACUGUCUUUGGCUUUUAGCACGGCAAGGAUAAUUUGCAUCAAAGAGAGUUUCUCAGCUUGAUAUUUUUCACCCUUUUUAAAAGGCUUUCAGUGGUAAACACCCCUCUUGCACAGAUUGUCAGACAACUCUGUUUACAGCUGCACUACACACAGGACAUCUCAUAAGUCUGGAGCAGAAACUGCAACUCAAUGAAUCCAUUAAUUGGUGAAGCUAUUCAGUUUACAAGAAUAUGAUAAAGAUUAACUGGUGUUUACAAAGGGUUUUGAGUGAUAUAAAUGCCAAAAAUAGUUAAUACUGAAGUUGUUAUUCAUAUCCAAUGUAAACCCUGGUUGGUCUGUAUCUUGUUUUCUAUCCAGUGUGAAAGGGCUGUCUUAAAUAUGUCUGAUUCCCAUUGCAUGACAGUAGGUGCAUCUGUACCUCUUCAUCAGGGGGUGGUUUGCCCUUCGUGGAGGAAGAGGUAACAUGUCUGUUGCAUUGUGUUUGUACAUUGUCUUAAUAUUGCCCCCCCCACACACACAAUUUAACAUGGGUUUCAUAUGUGUUUUUGCCAGUCUUGUAUUGCAUUAAAGCAGGGCACUACUGUAUUUUAAACAGCUGUGACAGUGAUGCAACAUGCCAUUUUCUUUGGAUCCAGAAGAGGGAGAACUUGCAUCUGCCAGUAUUUUGACUUUUCUGUAAGUAUUAAAGACAUGAAAGCUCCGUCCCAAGGAAAGUAUGGCCACCUUAUCACACUGUCCUAUUCUAAAUCUUUCAGCUAUGGAUGUUAUGAAAUUGUCUAAAUCCCCGCAUUUCUGGAGAAUGGUUCUGUUUAGGGGAAGAACUAAAAGUAAUUAGACUAUAGCAGUUACUAGGUAUCAUUCUGGGAAGUGUGAGCCACUAAGUGGAUAGGUACAUGGGGAAAAAUCUGUUUACAAAAACAAGGUUCUAUUUCCUCUGUACAUGAUUCAUUUUGAAAAGCCCAGCUGUAGCUAAGGAGAUCUCAAGCUCUUACCAUGUGUAGUUUUCUUCACAGUUACUUGUACUGAUGUCUUUGAUGUUGACUAUGUCUAAUGUGGCGGGAACACAAAGGCACUUGGGUGUGCCCAGCUGCUCUGGCCAUAACUGUUGCUCAGUAAUUUUUAUUUGAUGGUUCCUUCUGUGUAUCUUUGUUCAUUUCUUCUUUGUAUCUCAUCCAAGCAUAGCCUUCAAAGCGAAGAGCGUUAGCAGUGCCAUGUGAUUGAGGAGCGCUCGUGUCUUAUUUUAAUGUGCACUAAGAAUGUAUCCAAAAUAAAUUAAAUCUGAUGAUUAUCUUUUGGAA
This is a messenger RNA of Varanus komodoensis (Komodo dragon), 8145 nucleotides long. It is a transcript of the gene FRS3, whose product is annotated as fibroblast growth factor receptor substrate 3. The record is from RefSeq and is a predicted model, not a curated record. NCBI's taxonomy places the organism in Eukaryota, Metazoa, Chordata, Lepidosauria, Squamata, Varanidae. Gene Ontology annotation, biological process: cell surface receptor protein tyrosine kinase signaling pathway. The transcript has 8 exons. Gene Ontology annotation, cellular component: cytoplasm. The coding region runs from base 377 to 1888 and encodes 503 amino acids.